CAAAACCCACAACAGUAAAAUCAGUCUGUAUAUGCUGUAAAGCAUGCGUGUUACACUCACUGUGGAACUUAAACGAUUAAUCCUCUAGAUUGUGUAAAAAGGCUGUUUGAUCCUGGUUUCUCUGCCCCUCCUGUUGAUCAAAUGUCCACGCUGAUAAGACAGACAGAACCCGUAGUCCUUCUGCACAUGCUCAGUUUGGUGUGUAUUGCUAGAGAUUUUUUUUUUUUUCUUGGGAGAGUGCAUGCGAUCAGCACAGGGCCAAUCAGCACUGUCCAGACAGAGGUCAGGGGUUCUGCAUCCUCCUGGAGCAGAAAGAACGCUACUACUACUCCUACAAGCUUUAACCAACUGCUCUAACUGCUGAUAAGAAAAGGUAUUUAGCAGAUUAUAUUUACUAAUAUAAUUGCAUGUCCAUGUUCUGUGUACUGUGGGAGACCAGAUAUAGUGAAU
Messenger RNA from Staurois parvus, 450 nucleotides. NCBI's taxonomy places the organism in Eukaryota, Metazoa, Chordata, Amphibia, Anura, Ranidae. The record is from the annotation of a GenBank genome assembly.